UUAUCUUAAACGGGCGUGUUCCUCCUGUCCUUCCUGAGUAUAAAUUACAGAGCACUUGGCAGUUUGGCGAGCUUUGCCUAACAGCAAGGGGAAGACAGACAUACACAGACACAAUGGUUGUGCACCAUCUUUGCAAUAUGGAUGAGCUCACCGCCAAGCUGAAGGAAGCUGGCGACAAGUUGGUUGUUAUUGAUUUCUACGCGACUUGGUGUGGGCCUUGUAACUAUAUCAAACCAAUAUAUGCUAAAUAUUCUGAAGAACAUACAGAUGUGAUUUUCUGUUCAGUCGAUUCAGAUGAAGCUGAGGAUAUAACUGUGGCUUACGACAUCAAGUCUUUGCCGACGUUCAUCUUUUUCAAGAAAGAAAAGGAGGUAGACAAGAUUACUGGAGCAGACAAAUCACAACUGGAGAGUAAAAUCAAGGAAUUGGAGUGAUGCAACGCCAGAGACACUUUGAUGCCUUUUGUAAAUUCUUCAGCACCUGUCCCUUCUGUAACAUGGAUAGGAGCAAAAUGAAAGAAAUUAAUGCACAUUGAUGUGUUCUAGGAUGUAAAAUAAUAAAAGUGGUGUUACAUGAUGGUC
Molecule: messenger RNA, 581 nt
Organism: Pristis pectinata (smalltooth sawfish)
Lineage: Eukaryota; Metazoa; Chordata; Chondrichthyes; Rhinopristiformes; Pristidae
Product: thioredoxin-like
Exons: 5
Coding region: 114-434 (106 amino acids)
Molecular function (GO): protein-disulfide reductase activity
Source: RefSeq, a predicted model, not a curated record